Molecule: messenger RNA, 1488 nt
Organism: Caenorhabditis bovis
Lineage: Eukaryota; Metazoa; Nematoda; Chromadorea; Rhabditida; Rhabditidae
Source: the annotation of a GenBank genome assembly
AUGCGCUCCAAAAAUGCAACCAAACAGGCGCCGUUCAUCAGUCUUCAAGUUCGCGCCGUGAAUCGAGUCGUCUUCACGAAGAGGGACGAAUCGCUCGAGGAGAUUCCCGGCGAUAAAUUCCGUCAUGACGGCGGCGGCGAUUCGAAGGAGACGUUGAUUGCCGCUGAGGGCGUCGACGUGCCGACGACGCUCAACAACGACACGAUCAUAUUGAUUCCGGAAGCGCGCGAAUACAAUGUCGACGUGAUCGAUGCGUUGGAUCCGCGAUUCCUCGAACGCGAGCAGAUGUCGGUGCGUGUCGACGAUGGUGUGAUGGGCGUGUGGCGCGAGCGGUUGGCGAACGUCACGCUUCUCGAGCAGCGCGUCGCCAACGAGCAUCGCGACUACGGCAGCAGCUACAUUUUGCCGGUGCUCAAAAGUGUCAACUAUGAUAAUACGAGUGUGCCGCAGGCGUUUAAAGAUAUUCCAGUCCACGUGGCCGUCUCGUUCAAUUUCCUCUAUCUCGCCAAUUUCGACAGCGAGCUGAUGGAGUACUCGACCGACGUCGAAAUGGAAUUCUCGUGGAUCGAUGUGAGACUCGCCAACAAUUACACGAAGCCGAUACGGAUUCGCGAGAAGGCGAUCAUCGAGCAGAUCUGGAAGCCCGAUCCGUAUAUCGUCAACUCGAAAUUCUCCUACUUCCACUAUGUCUCGUUUCCCAAUUAUCGAAUGCGCAUCACGCCCGACGGUCUCGUCACCUACACGAUGCGCGUCUCGUCGGUGUGCUCGUGCUUCAUGUCGUUCUGCUUGUAUCCGCACGAUCGUCAGACGUGCGAUCUCAAAAUCAGUUCGAUUGCCUACUCGGACCAAUUCGUCAAAUUCCAUUGGCACUCGAGUCCGAUUCGAUUCCAAUCGAAAAUCACACUUCCCGAAUUGCACAUCACCAAAAUCGCCACCGAUGAUGAUUGCGAGACGUCGGGAAAACUCGUCAACGGCUCGUGCCUUCGAAUUGUGCUAUCAUUAGAGAGGGACAGCGCCAGAUUUGUUGUGGAGAAGUACGUGCCAUCAACAUUGGCGAUGAUGUUCGCCUGGGUGGCCCCCUACGUUCCAUACAACUAUGAGGACGUGCGAAUCAUCACCCCGAUAACGGUCCUUCUGACGCUCGUCCAAAUGGAGAAAGGCGACAAAGAGAUCCGCACGUCGUAUCUGACGUCGAUUGACGUGUGGUUCGCCGCGAUGAAAUCGUUCACGGUGUUGUCGCUUCUCGAAUCGCUGGCCGUUCUGGCGCUGAUCAAACGAUCGAGGGCGAUGACGAAAAACGCUCAGCGAGCCGCCAACGAGCUCGAACGGUGCAAUUUCGAGGCGGAAGCCUAUCGAAUCAAUCGGCUCUACCAUCGAUUGGACUCGAUUUGUCGAUUCAUGUCGCCGAUGGUGUUUAUCAUAUUUUUCGUCUAUUAUGUUCUUUUCAUUGCCCAAGGCGAUGAGAAUUGUGUCGAUGGUUUGUCAUGA